This is a messenger RNA of Porites evermanni, 3198 nucleotides long. NCBI's taxonomy places the organism in Eukaryota, Metazoa, Cnidaria, Anthozoa, Scleractinia, Poritidae. The record is from the annotation of a GenBank genome assembly.
AUGGCGGAGAAAGGACAAGAAGUGGGAGACAGGGGUAUAGAGGCAAAGGAAUACUGCAGUCUUGGCAACGCCUACCACAGUAUUGGAGAUUUCCAGAAAGCUAUAGAGUACCAUAAUCGAUACCUCAAAAGUUUGAAAGAACUGGGAGAGAGGGCAGGAGAAGGAAGAGCGUACUGUAAUCUUGGCAACGCCUAUCACGGUCUUGGAGAUUUCCAGAAAGCCAUAGAGUACCAUGAACGACACCUCGAAAUCUCGAAAGAAGUAGGAAACAGGGCAGCAGAAGGAAGAGCGUACUGUAAUCUUGGCAACGCCUAUAACAGUCUUCGAGAUUUCCAGAAAGCCAUAGAGUACCUUGAACGAAACCUGAAAAUUUCGAAAGAAGUGGCAGACAGGGCAGGAGAAGGGGGAGCAUACUGUAAUCUUCGCAACGCCUAUAACAGUAUUGGAGAGUUCCAGAAAGCCCUAGAAUACCAUGAACGACACCUCAAAAUUUGGAAAGAGGUGGGAGACAGGGCAGGAGAAGCAAAAGCGUACUGUAAUCUUGGCAACGCCUACGACAGUCUUGGAGAUUUCCAGAAAGCCAUAGAAUACCAUGAACUACACCUCAAAAUUUCGAAAGAAGUGGGAGACAGGGCAGGAGAAGCAAAAGCGUACUGUAAUCUUGGAAACGCCUAUAACAGUCUUGGAGAUUUCCAGAAAGCCAUAGAGUACGGUGAACGAGACCUCAGAAUUUCGAAAGAAGUGGGAGACAGGGCAGGAGAAGGAAGAGCGUACGGUAAUCUUGGCAACGCCUAUGACAGUGUUGGAGAUUUCCAGAAAGCCAUAGAGUACCAUGAACGAGCCCUAAAAAUUUCGAAAGAAGUGGGAGACAGGGCAGGAGAAGGAGGAGCGUACUGUAAUAUGGGCAACGACUAUUAUAGUCUUGGAGAUUUCCGGAAAGCCAUAGAGUACCAUGAACGACACCUCAAAAUUUCGAAAGCAGGGGGAAACAUGGCAGGAGAAGGAAAAGCGUACGGUAAUCUUGGCAACGCCUAUUACAGUCUUGGAGAGUUCCAGAAAGCCAUACAGUACCACGAACGAGACCUCAAAAUUUCGAAAGAAGUGGGAGACAGAGCAGGGAAAGGAAAUACGUACUGUAAUCUCGGUAACGACUAUUACAGUCUUGGAGAUUUUCAGAAAGCCAUAGAGUACCAUGAACGACACCUCAAAAUUUCGAAAGAGGUUGGAGACAGGGCAGGAGAAGGAAAAGCGUAUGGUAAUCUUGGUAACGACUAUUACAGUCUUGGAGAUUUUCAGAAAGCCAUAGAGUACCAUGAACGACACCUCAAAAUUUUGAAAGAGGUUGGAGACAGGACAAGAAAAGGAAAAGCGUAUGGUAAUCUUGGCAACAACUAUCAAUGUCUUGGAGAUUUCCAGAAAGCCAUUGAGUUUCAUGAACAAUACCUCAAGAUUUCCAAAGAAGUGGGAGACAGGGCAGGGGAAGGAAGAGCGGAUGCUCAGCUUGGCAACGACUAUUACCGUCUUGGAAAUUUCCAGAAAGCUAUUGAGCACCAUGAACGACACCUCAAAAUUUCGAAAGAAGUGGGAGACAGGGCAGGAGAAGGAAUAGCGUACGGUAAUCUUGGCAACGCUUAUAACAGUCUUGGAAAUUUCCAGAAAGCCAUAGAUUACCUUGAACGAAACCUCAAAAUAUCCAGAGAAUUAGGUCAGAGGGCAGGAGAAGGAAUAGCGAACUGUAAUCUUGGCGACGCCUAUCACAGUGUUGGAGAAUUCCAGAAAGCCGUUCAGUAUUAUAAGGAGAGUGUUAUAGCCUUCGACCACAUCAGGGGAAAUCUCUUAUCUAAUGACGAAUGGAAGAUUAGCUUUGGGAAUACGUAUGAUCGUAUUAUUUCGAGGGUAUGGGAGCUGUAGUUUAAGGGAGGUAUAGUCAUCGAGGCACUUUUAACUGCUGAUAAAGGACGUGCGCAAGCUUUAAAUGACCUUCUGGAGUUCAAGUAUGGCCUUAAAGGGCUACGACCAGAAAUAGGAACACUUUCUGCAAGAGCAAACGACUUUCCUAGUUACUUACCACCAAAUACAGCUUUCAUGGGUAUCAGCGAGGGAGGAAUAGUUCUCUGGGUGAACGAGAAAGGAAAUGAAAUCAAAACUAGAAGAACUGAGAUUGAUAUUUCCGUCACAACCUAUUUACAGUCUCUAUUGGAGACUGCACGUGAAGAAAUAGGAGUGAGAGCUGAUGUUAAUUGUGAGGAUCGUUCGUUAAGGAACCCAAGCGAUAAAAAGUUAGCAGAAGAAAGAUACAGUAAGUCAAAGUCUCAUCCUUCAUAUUUUGAGACAACGUCAUUACAAACAUGGUACAAUGUUGUUAUAGACCCUAUAAGAGACUUACUCCAGGGCGAUGAGGUUGUGAUUGUCCCACAAGGACCUCUGUGUUUGGCGCCUUAUGCUGCUUUCAUGAACUUGGAAUCAAAGUACCUCUGCGACACUUUUAGAAUUCGUCUUCUUCCCUCCCUUUCUAGUCUGCGACUAAUCCAAAAUUGUCCAGCAGAUUGGCACAGCAAGACUGGCGCCCUUCUCGUCGGCGAUCCGUGGGUACAGGAGGUAGUUUAUGAAGGAAUGACGCCAGAGCAGUUAGAGUGGGCCGAAAAGGAAGUGCAGAUGAUUGGGGAAAUACUUCAAACGGAACCUCUCGUUGGAAAGCAGGCAACUAAAGAUAAAGUCUUAACACGUAUCUCCACGGUUGCUUUAGUGCACAUUGCUGCUCACGGUAAAAUGGAAACAGGAGAAAUCGCUUUGGCUCCAAACACAACGCGUUCAUCCCCCAUUCCAGACAAGGAGGACUAUCUCUUAACGAUGAAAGAUGUUUUAAAGGCGCAGAUAAGGGCAAGACUUGUGGUACUUAGUUGUUGUCACAGUGCCCGGGGAGAAGUCAAAUCUGAGGGUGUGGUCGGCAUUGCACGGGCAUUUUUGGGUGCUGGUGCUCGUGCUGUUCUGGUGUCCCUGUGGGCGAUUGACGACAAAGCUACUAUGGAGUUCAUGAAAGUUUUCUACCAACACUUCGUUCAUGGACGAAGUGCCAGUGAGGCCCUGAAUAAAGCCAUGAAAUCCUUGAGAGAAUCUGACCGCUUUAGCGCAGUGAAGUACUGGGCGCCAUUUGUUCUCAUUGGUGAUGACGUAACGCUUGAGUUUGAAGGCAUCUAA